Molecule: messenger RNA, 1506 nt
Organism: Sinocyclocheilus anshuiensis
Lineage: Eukaryota; Metazoa; Chordata; Actinopteri; Cypriniformes; Cyprinidae
Exons: 4
Coding region: 343-1506 (387 amino acids)
Source: RefSeq, a predicted model, not a curated record
UGUACAUUUUUCUUUAUUUACGCCUGCUGUAGCAAGUACACAGCUAGCACAGCACGUAGCCUGGAUUCCAACCUCAUCAGGUUCCGACACUUGAUUUGCUGCGGCUGCAUUUCGCGGAAGUCAAAGUGAAACCGAAAGCGAUCCAAAGACUAGAUCGACGCCAUUUCAGAUGAGUUGAAAUCAACGAUGUCUUCACAUGUUACGGCCUGAAGUCAAGUUUCUUAUCUAGGAAGAAGAGAAGCAGAAGAACAGCAUGUAAAAUGAGUGUGUAUGAGGAGAGAGAAUAUGAGGCUCACUGUUGACACUCAGAGAGCAGCAUCUCCAUGAUUCAGCUGUGUGUCUAUGAAGAGAAACAGCUCCAUGUUUCUGCCCCCUGAUCGGAGUGAUUUUGACCCUCAGAGAGCAGCAUCUCCAGGAUUCAGCUGUGUGUCAAUGGAGAGCAACAGAUCCGUGGGUCUGCCCCCUUAUCUGAGUGAUUUUAACCCUCAGAGAGCAGCAUCUUCAGGAUUCAGCUGUGUGUCUAUGAAGAGCACCAGAUCCAUGGGUCUGCCCCCUUAUCUGAGUGAUUUUGACCCUCAGAGGGCAGCAUCUUCAGGAUUCAGCUGUGUGUCUAUGAAGAGCAACAGAUCCAUGGGUCUGCCCCCUUAUCUGAGUGAUUUUGACCGUCAGAGAGCAGCAUCUUCAGGAUUCAGCUGUGUGUCUGUGAAGAGCAACAGAUCCAUGGGUCUGCCCCCUUAUCUGAGUGAUUUUGACGCUCAGAGGGCAGCAUCUACAGCAUCUAUCUUUGACCCUGUUAUCAUAAGCAGGAAGAGAAAGAUAGCAGCUUCUCCACUGCAGCCCCCUGAUCUCAGUGAUGGAUCAGAGCCUUUUGAUUCUGUUAGUGGGAGAACUAACCAGAUCAGAUAUGCAUCCUGUCAGACCUUCACAUCUUCUUACUAUCAGAACCACAUCAAUCAUUAUGAUACAGAAGCAUCCCUGCAGCGUGAUUCUCACUCACCGGGGCAGGAUGAUCUGCAGAGAGUCAAAGACCAGCACAAAAUUAGCAUGAAGAAUAAGUUUGAGAGCUUAUUUGAGGGAGUCAAACUACAAGAGAAUCAAACCCUCCUGAACCAGAUUUACACACAGCUGUACAUCAUAGAGGGAGAGAGUGAAGGAGUGAAUGAAGAACAUGAGGUGCUGCAGAUGGAGAAAAGUUACAGGACACUCCAAGACACUCCAAUCAACUGCAAUGACAUCUUUAAUCCUUUACCUGAACCAGGAUAUGAGCAGAACAGAAGAGAGAAGAAAGACAAAAUAAAGAUGGUUCUCACUAAAGGCAUCGCUGGAAUUGGAAAAACCGUCUCUGUGCAGAAGUUCAUUCUGGACUGGGCCGAGGGAAAUGCCAAUCAGGAUGUUGAUUUCAUGUUUGUGUUUCCAUUUCGAGAGCUGAACUUAAUUAAAGAUCAUCAGUACAGUCUUCACAGACUUCUGCUUGACUUUCAUCAAGUCAGAAAGUUUCUGAUGUGA